Molecule: messenger RNA, 4986 nt
Organism: Danio aesculapii
Lineage: Eukaryota; Metazoa; Chordata; Actinopteri; Cypriniformes; Danionidae
Gene: appl1
Product: adaptor protein, phosphotyrosine interaction, PH domain and leucine zipper containing 1
Biological process (GO): signaling
Cellular component (GO): endosome membrane; cytoplasm
Molecular function (GO): identical protein binding
Source: RefSeq, a predicted model, not a curated record
AUCCGGGUGGGUGUUGAUUUAUCAGGAAUAAAGCGAACAUCAACAUUAAAAACAUUCGUCAAAUUAUAACAUAUUAAUCAUUUAAACGAUCGUAUCGUUCGCGUUUAACCUGCAGCCAUGCCUGGAAUCGAUAAACUACCGAUAGAGGAAACUCUGGAGGACAGUCCGCAGACUCGAUCUCUGCUGGGUGUGUUUGAAGAAGAUGCAGCAGCAAUAUCCAGUUAUUUUAGUCAGCUUUUCAAAGCCAUGCAGAGGAUCUACGACGCCCAGAAUGAACUGAGCGCUGCCACACAUCUGACAUCGAAAUUACUGAAAGACUACGAGAAACAGCGUUUUCCUCUAGGUGGCGAUGACGAGGUGAUGAGUUCCACUUUGCAACAGUUUGCUAAAGUUAUCGAUGAGCUCAGCUCCUGUCACGCGGUUCUCUCCACGCAGCUCGCAGAUGCCAUGAUGUUCCCUAUCACACAGUUUCAGGAGAGAGACCUGAGAGAAAUUCUCAUCCUGAAGGAAGUGUUUCAGAUUGCAAGUGAUGAUCACGAUGCUGCCGUACACAGAUACAGUCGCCUGUCGAAGCGGAAGGAGAAUGAGAAGGUGAAGAAUGAAGUGAUGGAGGAUGUGUACACGUCCAGAAAGAAGCAGCACGAGACCACAAUGCACUACUUUGCAUCCCUCAAUAUGCUGCAGUAUAAGAAGAAAAUCGCUCUGCUGGAGCCGCUACUGGGAUAUAUGCAGGCGCAGAUCAGUUUCUUCAAGCUGGGAUCAGAGAAUCUGACGCAGCAAUGGGAGGAUUUCCUCAAUAACAUUGGCACCAGCGUGCAGAAUGUUCGCAGGGAAAUGGACAGCGAUGCUGAAGCGAUGGAGCAGACGAUCCAGGACCUGAAAGAGGCCAGUGAUCCGCUGUACAUGCCUGACCCAGACCCCAACAGGAUCCCUGUCAACCGCAAUCUGACACGCAAAGCCGGAUACCUCAACACUCGCAAUAAAACGGGCCUGGUGUCGUCCAGCUGGGAGCGUCAGUACUUCUUCACACAGGGAGGAAACCUGAUGAGCCAGAGCAGAGGAGCCGUGGCCGGAGGACUCGUCAUGGACAUCGACAACUGCUCCGUCAUGGCCGUGGACUGUGAGGACCGACGCUUCUGCUUUCAGAUCACUGCCUUCGAUGGGAAGAAAGCUGCAGUAUUACAGGCGGACAGCAGGAAAGACUGUGAGGAGUGGAUUGCAACAAUAAACAACAUCUCUAAGAGGAUAUACCUCAGUGAAAACCCAGAGGAGAUCGCAGCCAGAGUGAAUCAAUCCGCUCUGGAGGCCGUGACUCCUUCACCGUCUUUCCAGCAGAGACACGAGAGCUUCAGACCAAACACGCAGGGUAAAGUGAAAGCGUCCCGUUCAGGCAGUCAGUGCUCUGUGGGCUCCGAGUCUCCGGCUCUGUCGGCUCUGUCUCUGGAUUCACUGGUGGCUCCUGAUACUCCGAUACAGUUCGACAUCAUCCCCGUCAGCGAGGAGCACACGAGUCAGACCAAGAGCAGUGCACAGGGCAGAAGGACCAACCCGUUUGGGGAAUCUGGAGGAUCACAAUCUGAAGAAAGCGAAGACUCGAUCCUGCACCAGUUGUUUAUCGUGCGGUUCCUGGGCUCUAUGGAGGUGAAGGCCACAGAGAGCUCAGACGUCAUCUAUGAGACCAUGAGGCAGAUCCUGGCCGCUCGAGCCAUUCAUAACAUCUUUAGGAUGACUGAAUCGCAUCUGCUAGUCACCUGCGAAUGCCUGAAGCUCAUUGACCCACAGACGCAAGUCACCAGAUUACGGUUUCCGCUCUCCAGUGUGGUUCUGUGUGCGUCGCAUCAGGAGAACAAGCGUUUGUUUGGUUUUGUGCUGCAGACAGCAGGAGGACGAGCAGACGGGCAGCCUGUUACUGUCUGCUACAUCUUUGAGUCAAACAAUGAUGGAGAGAAGAUCUGUGACAGUAUAGGCCUGGCCAAGCAGAUCGCCCUCCACUCUGAGAUGGACCGCAAAGCCUCACAGAAACAGAAAGAGCUGGACAAAGCCAAGGAGAAACAGCAGGAAGAACUCCAUAAACAAAAACAGAUCGAGAAGGAUCUGGAGGAACAGAGUCGUCUGAUUGCCGCCUCUAGUCGACCAAAUCAACCAGCAGCAGAUGGACAGUUCUUGGUCCUUAGCAACAGCCAAUCAGAAGACAGCGACGCUGGAGAGGAGGGGCAGAAAAAGGGUGAAUCAGAAGCCUGAUAACAACCCAUCUGUACUGGGAUUCAGCGAAUAUUACUUCCUGUUUUUUGUUGUUUUUUUUCUCCAAUGUGGCCUGCAGGAGCAGCAAUUUAAUAUGUGACUGCAAAAUAUGAUAAAAACAAAUCAUGUGGGACAUUUUGGGGAGUUAUUUGUAAGAAUCCUGUAUUUUUUACCAUAUCCGUUAUUAUUGAACUGCAUUUGCUUUUAAGAGGGUUUUAUAUAUGUAUGGAUGUGUGUGUCCAUGAAUCCACUACCAUGUUGCUUUAUUUCCAAGAAAUUGCACGUGUGAAUAACAGAUUUGUAAUUAAUACUGUACGUCGGGCUUAAUUCGUUCACUAACAAUGAUCUAAAGCUGUAUAUUCAGAGUGAAUUUCAGUGAAGGUAACAUUUUGAAUUAAAUAAAUGUUCAUAAUCUGGUUAGACGAAAUGCAAAAUAUAUUUCAGAAUUUUUUUUUACAGAAAUAUGAACCAUUCUUGAAAGGUUACGUGAGAUUCACUUUGCAAAUGAUUUUAUUAGGUUAUAUCUUGUCAUUACACUAUCAUUGUAAUUUUUUUUUUUUUAGUCUAUAAGCUGCUUAAUAAGUUUUACGUCUCCAAACACAUCUUUUUGAUUCAUCCUACAGUGUAAGAGAUAUCUGUUAAUGAACCGUUUCUGUGUUUUGUGAUUCACUUUUGCUUUAUUUGCUGUUGUGAAUUGCAGUAUGGGAUGUUGAUCUCUGCUCUGCCCACUUUUAAUGUUGAAAAUUCAACUCUACAGUUUAACAAAGUUAAACUUUUAUUGACACUUUUUAGCUUGAAAUAAUAUAAUAUAUAAGAAAUAAGUGUGUAAAAUUACAGAAAAUGUGCUGGCAGUUUAUUACAAGGUUUUUGUAGCGUACUAAACAACACCUACCCAUACAAUAUAGCACUGCAAACUAUUAAAAAUGUUCACAAAAGUCACUUUUUACAACUUUUUUUAGAUUAAAAGUUGUUGGAUGAAAGAUUAAGGUCCCAUAAUGCAAUUCAAAUGCAUAAGUAAAUAAAUAUAAACAUAAAUCACAAAAAACUGGUAAUUUACGGAUAUUUACAGUGUUUUAUAUGAGCAUUAUUUCUUGUCUAAAAUCAUGUGAUCAAAUAGCUUAAGACUUUAUUUGUAUAACACAGAUGUAUUGAAGACUGCAUUGUUUACAUUUGCACAUAUUGGCUCAGUAUAUUGAAAAAUGCUUCAGUUGCAAAUACAAGAAGCCAGAUCAGUCUCAAAAAUAAUACAUUUACAGAAUAUAAUUCAUACAUUCACAAUUACAAAAUCCAAUUCGUAAGUCCAAAACACAAUUCGUAAAUUCAAAACAUGAUUCAAAAAUAUACAAAUCCAAUUCGUAAAUUCAAAACUUAAUUCAAAAAUACACAAAUCCAAUUUGUAAUUUAGAAAUUGAUUCAUUAAUACACGAAUCCAAUUCGUAAUUUCAAAACACCAUUCAAAAUACACAAAUUCAAUGAGUAAAAAUCAAACACGAUUCAAAAAUACACAAAUCCAAUUUGUAAUUCAAAAUGCAAUUCGUAAAUACACAAAUACAAUACGUAAAUUCAAAACACGAUUCAAAAUACACAAAUCCAAUUUGUAAAUUCAAAAAACUUUGUAAAUAAACAAAUCCAAUUCGUAAAUUCAAAUCACGAUUCAUAAAUACAAAAAUCCAAUUUGUAAAUUUAAAACACGAUUUAAAAAUACUCAAAUCCAACUCGUAAACUCAAAACACUUUGUAAAUACAAAAAUCCAAUUUGUAAAUUCAAAACAAUUUGUAAAUACAGAAAUCCAACUUGGGAUUUCAAAACGCGAUACGCAAAUACACAAAUCCAAUUCGUGAAUUCAAAAUGCGAUUCGGAAAUGAUAAAUUCCAACUCGAAAAUUCAAAACGCGAUUCGUGAAUUCAAAACACGAUUCGUUAAUACACAAAUCCAAUUUGUAAAUUAAAAACACGAUUCAAAAAUACAUAAAUCCAAUUCGUAAAUUCAAAACGUGAUUGGUAAAUACACCAAUCCAGUUCGUGAAUUCAAAACGCAAUUAGUAAAUAAACAUAUAUAAUUUGUGAAUUCAAAACGCAAUUCGUAAAUACACAAAUCCAAUUCGUGAAUUCAAAACCCAAUUCAUAAAUACACAAAUCCAAUUCGUAAAUUCAAAAUGUGAUUCGUAAAUACACAAAUCCAAUUUGUGAAUUCAAAACGCAAUUCGUAAAUACACAAAUCCAAUUCGUAAAUUCAAAACAUGAUUCGUAAAUACACAAAUCAAAUUUGUAAAUUCGAAACACAAUUCAUAAAUACACAAACCCAAUUUGUGAGUUCAAAACGCGAUUCGUAAAUUCAAAAUGCGAUUCGUAAAUACACAAAUCCAGUUAAUUUGGUGAAAAAAUGUAUGAUUUUUACUUGUGAAUUAACUAAUUGUGUGCUGUAUUUAUGAAUUGUGUUUUGAAUUUACAAUGUGGAUUUUGUAAAUGUGAAUUGUGCGCAUGAAUUUUAUAUUGUAAAUGUAAUAUGUUUGAGACUGAUCUUGCUCCAUAAUAGCGUUGAAAUUAUUUUGCUCCUGAAAUGGUGGAGGUUGCACAGAAAGUUACUGGAUCAAACAUAGUCUGAUUAAUUGAUUUGCUUUGUUUGAGUAUUAGCAGACGUUACGGUUCGUAUACUGUCAGAAAUCGGCACUUUUUGUUUCAUUGUAAUCUGUAAAAAGCAUUCGCUCCAUUUACUUUGUCAAUGAUUAAAUGUUGUCGAAAUGUC